CGCGGGCCGCUGGAGCAGCCGGCGCCAGGGACGAUGGUGGACCACCUGGCGAACACGGAGAUCAACACGCAGCGGAUCGCGGCCGUGGAGAGCUGCUUCGGGGCGUCGGGCCAGCCGCUCGCCCUGCCGGGCCGCGUGCUGCUGGGCGAGGGCGUGCUGACCAAGGAGUGCCGCAAGAAGGCCAAGCCGCGCAUCUUCUUCCUCUUCAACGACAUCCUGGUGUACGGCAGCAUCGUGCUCAACAAGCGCAAGUACCGCAGCCAGCACAUCAUUCCGCUGGAGGAGGUGACGCUGGAGCCGCUGCCCGAGACGCUGCAGGCCAAGAACCGCUGGAUGAUCAAGACGGCCAAGAAGUCCUUCGUGGUGUCGGCCGCCUCCUCCACGGAGCGCCAGGAGUGGAUCAGCCACAUCGAGGAGUGUGUGCGGCGGCAGCUGCUGGCCACGGGCCGCCAGCCCACGACGGAGCACGCGGCGCCCUGGAUCCCCGACAAGGCCACGGACAUCUGCAUGCGCUGCACGCAGACGCGCUUCUCCGCGCUCACCCGGCGCCACCACUGCCGCCAGUGCGGCUUCGUGGUCUGCGCGGAGUGCUCCCGCGAGCGCUUCCUGCUGCCGCGCCUGUCCCCCAAGCCGCUGCGCGUCUGCAGCCUGUGCUACCGGGAGCUGGCCGCCCAGAAGCGGAGGGAGGAGGCGGAGGAGCGGGGCCGGGGGUCCCCGGGGCAGCCGGCCCACCUGGCUGGGGCCGCGUGUGGAGCGUCCAGCGGAGACGACGACGACUCGGACGAGGACCGCGAGGGCAGCGGGGACGGGGACUGGCCCAGCCGCGUGCAGUUCUACGCCGCGGGCGUCUCCUGGUCAGCCUUCCACAGCUGACGCCGCCGGGGCCUCUGAGCCAGGCAGCUCCACUGCCCGGGCCCCCAGGAGGGCGGGGUGCCCCGGGACCCUACCGCGCUGGUGGUGGGCACCCCGUGGGGAGCGGCUCCUGCCCCUGGAUUCCAAGUGCCUUUUGCUGGACGUCACACCCUUCUAGUUCCACUUCAGGUAAUUAUCUCCCCGUUUAGCAAACCCCAAAACGCUCAGGCUUCUUGGGAACAAAUGCCGUGUCUCAGCCCUAUAGGCUGCAGCUGCAGAAAACCCCUUGAAUUAGACGAGCCCAGGUGCCCGGGCAUUUGGGGACCCCCCUGACCCCGGGCAAGCACACCCGUAGGAGAGUGAGUCCGGGAAGCCAAGGCCUGCCCACCAUCAUGCCACUGCCCACCCCUGGCCAGCUGGGCCCUGCCAGUCCGGGCACGUGGGCACCCCUCAGCCAGGCAGGAGACCGCCGAGCCGUGGCUGCCCACUGGGUCCCGGGACUGCAGCCUGGCCCGAGGAGGCCUCUGCCCCCUUCCCUCCGUCCAGGUGUCCAAAUGUCUGAUGUCUCUUUCUAUCCUGUCCUCCUCUCUCCCUGCAGCCAGCGAAACCGGCGUUUUCUGUUAGGACUCUUACUUGCAGGGACAGAAACCCUACCCGGGCUGGCUUCAUAAUAAAAAGGAAAGUUUAUUGA
Lemur catta (Ring-tailed lemur) is the source of this 1543-nucleotide messenger RNA. It is a transcript of the gene PLEKHF1, whose product is annotated as pleckstrin homology and FYVE domain containing 1. The coding region runs from base 34 to 873 and encodes 279 amino acids. The transcript is spliced from 2 exons. Gene Ontology annotation, molecular function: metal ion binding; phosphatidylinositol binding. NCBI's taxonomy places the organism in Eukaryota, Metazoa, Chordata, Mammalia, Primates, Lemuridae. The record is from RefSeq and is a predicted model, not a curated record.